This is a messenger RNA of Phycodurus eques (leafy seadragon), 2362 nucleotides long. Its product is annotated as neurexophilin-4-like. NCBI's taxonomy places the organism in Eukaryota, Metazoa, Chordata, Actinopteri, Syngnathiformes, Syngnathidae. Gene Ontology annotation, molecular function: signaling receptor binding. The record is from RefSeq and is a predicted model, not a curated record.
AAGGACAGCGGGCGGUUGUCAGACCAGAGCCCAGCAGAGAUGCGUCCGUGCGUGUGUGCGUUCGGGGGAGAAUUAGCUCGCUUUGGAAGGCGGCGGCGGCGGCGGGGGUUGAGCCUCCCACUGCAGAAAGCCCUCACUCCAAGCUUUCGCGAAAGCCAUCUUCUCGAGUCGAGCUCGCGCUCUUCCUCUCUGCGUGGAUCCUUGCUUGGACAGGAUGAGGUCCACGUGUUUGAAGUUGACCGUGGCCUGCCUGUGGCUUCUCCCCUCAGCGGGCCGAGAAACAGUCAAAGCCUCCGACUCGGCAAACCGACAACGGAGGGCGGACAAAGGGGAAAGAGGCGCUUCUGCCGGAGCGGCGUUGAAGGUGAAGCAUAUCUCCAAGGACUUACAGAUCAUCUCCACCAAAUACAAAAGCCCCGCGCACGGAUCCCUCGGCCCGUACGGCCGGCCGCGGAACUUUUCCCUGGCCCUCGAUCGACAUCGGUACAACCCUCAAUCCAAACCGCAUUCAAAAGUCUCCCCGAAGUCCAAGAAGAUUUUGGGUUGGGCUGACUUUUACUUCAACGUGAAAACGUUGAAGUUCAGUCUUCUGGUGACCGGCAAAAUUGUGGACCACGUCGACGGCACGUUCGGUGUCUACUUCCGCCACAACUCUUCCCAUUUAGGAAACAUAUCGGUCAGCAUUGUUCCGCCUUCUCAAGCUGUUGGCUUGGAGGUUCCGCAUCCAGGAGUUCUAAGUAUUCAGACCGGGAACUCGGUACUGUUACCGGACCUAGGUUCCCGCUCUCAGUCCACUGGCUCCACCUCUCCGGACCCGCACAAGCAGCAGCGGGAUUUGACGGCGACGACGGAACUCAAUUGCCGCGUCGAGUACCUGAAGACAAACCGGUCCAAGAAGACCAAGCCCUGCAUGUACGACCCGGGUCAGACGUGCUACUCGGAAAACACCCGGUCGCAGGCGGCGUGGAUCUGUGCCAAACCCUUUAAGGUGAUUUGCAUCUUCAUCGCCUUCGCCGGUACCGACUACAGGCUGGUGCAGAAGGUUUGCCCGGACCGCAACUUUCAGGCAGACCGGAAACCAGCAGCACUUCGGAUGACAACUCCGGAAUGAAACGUUUACUUCCGUUUCUAAAAGAGGGUAGCUCCACCGGAUCGGUGCCAUUUGCAUUCCCACGAAAUCAAAUGUAUAAGAUGACGUGUAUAUAUUUUGGGUGAGCAAAUUAUCCUGCACAUUGAUCUGACAGCAUAUUUAAUACAUACAAUUCGACAGAUUUAUUUCAAGUACUUUGAAGAGUGGACAAUUAGCGUCCAGCCUGUCUCGGCUUCCCAAAGUUAGACUUUGUCCUUUAGAAAUGUGAUUUCUUUUUACCUACUCGUGUUAGUCCUUAUCGCGACUCUACUUUUUCGAUGAUUUUCUUUCAAGAAAAACAACGGAGUUUAAAUUCCAACUUGAGUCGUGUCCCUGCCUGGGUUUUCACUCAGUCUUGUGACUCCAAGGCGUUACCCCCUUCGAGAACUUAAAAGCCAGUUCACGCAUUUAUUGCUUUGUAUAUUUGAUCCCAUUUCGACGACGACCGGAACGGAUGAGAUCUCGGCACGUUAACAUAAAUGUUAUGCGGCUAUAUUUCCUGCGUUUGCUAAUUCUAUGCGGAAAAACUCACUCCGGUUACUCUCAGUCCCGUUACGCGGUACAAUAAAACAAUGACAUACAACGAGAACGUCGAUCGAGAUGAGCCAACACGCAUUUUGACUCGUUCAAUUUGGGAACGGUAGCGAGAUGGAUUUGCAGAAAAAGAUUCUUUUGCGAGUGUUACAACAAGCAAAUGGCAAAUGGCGCCGAUCCGGGGGAUGGCCCCUUAUACGCCGUCGAGCGUUUUGCUUUUGUUUUGGAAAGACGCUUUCACGGCUCACCAAUAUGCAGUCAAUUACUAUGUGGCGCACGGUACCUCAGAACUCGAACACAAUCCACUCCAGGAGAAUGUCUGACCUUACACGUGUUCCUAUGUUUGGGCGGACCGACUCGAGCCAACGGCGGGAAAUGUUGGACGAUGGACUCAAUGAUGGAGACAACUGCAACAGAACCGUACGAGACAAUUCUAUCAAACCCGAGACCGUGAGGACGUCACCGGGCGCCAUUUUAUUUGUCAAUUUAGCUCCACAAUUCAGCACUGCAUCAUUCUCAGUCUUGUCAGCAAUUAGCAUGUCAUCAACACAUCCCAUUUCCCUUUGCAGGGUCUUUAUUGAGGUCGUCUUACGUGGACUCGUGUUAUCUGACACGUCAGCGGGACAACGAUCUCUGUCACCGGUGUUUAUGUGUGCCUUGGCAAUAAAGGCCAUUCACGUCGACUGCUUCAUUUCUUGU